AUGUCGGUGCUUCCGGCAGAGACUCAUGCAGAGCUAACCCAGCUCUUGCAAGCUCUGCAAUCCUCGGACAACACUAUACGAUCUCAGGCCGAGGGACAUUUGCAAAAUACCUGGACCAACACUCGCCCUGAUAUUCUGUUGAUGGGCCUGGCUGAGCAGAUAGCUGCUUCGCCUGAAACAUCCGUAAGCAGACUCUUUGAUCCUGCGCUCCUUUGCUGCCGUCAUAUUUCGUCGAAUAGCAUCAAAGACACGCAAGAACGACAAAGGCGACAAUUCAGAGGUAUUUUAUCAUUACCUUUCGAACAAGCUUCCGUUAUCCGCCAGAAACUCCUUGAAGCCUUAGCCAACGAGAGAGACCGCCUGGUACGGAAUAAAAUAAGUGACGCUGUUGCCGACGUCGCAAGACAAUAUUCAGAAUCCACUGAGCAAUGGCCCGAGAUUCUAGCCGUUCUCUUUAACCUGAGCGUGGCGACUGACGCAGGUCAACGCGAGACUGCGUUCCGUGUUUUUGCGACUACACCAGGUAUUAUCGAGAAACAGCAUGAUAAUGCAGUAUUGGAUGCCUUCAACAGAGGAUUCAAGGAUGAUUCUGUUGCAGUCCGCUUGGCUGCUAUGGACGCCUUCGCGUCCUUCUUCAGAAACCUCCCCAAGAAGGAUCAAAAUAAAGAUUCGCAUGACUCAGAAGACCUUAGCAAAGCCCUGGUUGCCCUAAUCGAUUUAGCUGAGACCUCGCCUAAGAUGUUUAGGCCCUUAUUUCACAACCUCGUCAUGUUCAGCGUCGGCGUUAUACAGGACAAGGAGUUAAAUGACCUCAGCCGACAGAAUGCACUCGAACUCAUGGCUACUUUUGCCGAUUACGCCCCGUCCAUGUGUCGCAAGGAUCCCUCUUAUACGACCGACAUGAUCACCCAAUGUUUAAGUCUAAUGACAGAUCUCGGCGAAGACGAUGACGAUGCUGCCGAAUGGUUAGCAUCAGACGAUUUUGAUCAGGAAGAGAGCGAUUUGAACCAUGUCGCAGGAGAGCAGUGCAUGGACCGGCUGGCCAACAAACUCGGAGGCGAAACUAUUCUGGCCCCAACGUUCCACUGGCUCCCCAGAAUGAUGACUUCUAUGGCCUGGAAGGAUCGUCACGCGGCUCUGAUGGCCAUCUCGGCUAUAUCGGAGGGCUGCCGUGACCUUAUGGUUAAGGAACUCAGCCAUGUUCUUGAGUUGGUUGUUCCUGCGCUGAAGGACCCCCAUCCGCGAGUUCGUUGGGCCGGGUGUCAGGCUCUCGGUCAGAUGAGCACAGACUUCGCGCCUACGAUGCAGAAAGAGUACUAUGAUACUGUCUUGAAAGCUAUCAUUCCUGUGCUUGACUCCCCGGAAGGCCGUGUUAAAGCGCAUGCAGCUGCCGCAUUGGUUAACUUUUGUGAGGAGGCGGAAAAGAGCAUCCUUGAACCCUACCUUGACCAGUUAUUAUCCUCGCUAUUCCAACUUCUCCAGAAUGAGAAGCGCUACGUCCAGGAACAAGCACUCUCGACGAUUGCCACCAUCGCCGAUGCCGCCGAAGCUGCCUUUUCCAAGUACUAUGACACAUUGAUGCCUUUGCUCGUUAAUGUCCUGCGACAGGAAACCGAGAAGGAGUACCGGCUACUUCGUGCUAAAGCUAUGGAAUGUGCUACUUUGAUAGCAUUGGCCGUUGGAAAGGAACGUCUCGGAAACGAUGCUAUGGUCUUGGUUGAACUCCUUGCUAACGUUCAAGAACAUAUCACCGAUCCUGACGACCCACAGUCGCAAUAUCUCAUGCACUGCUGGGGACGCAUGUGUAGAGUUAUGGGCGCCGAUUUCUUACGCUUCUUACCAAAUGUCAUGCCUCCUUUAGUUGAAUUAGCCAGUGCCAAGGCUGACAUCCAGCUAUUGGAUACGGACGACGAGAUUGAACAAAUUCAACAAGAAGACGGAUGGGAGCUCGUGCCGCUCAAGGGCAAGAUGAUUGGAAUCAGAACUAGUACUAUGGAUGACAAGCAUAUGGCUAUCGAGCUGCUCGUGGUUUACGCGCAGACCCUCGAGGGUCAUUUUGCUCCGUACGUCGCUGACACGAUGGAGAAAAUCGCACUUCCGGGUCUCGCAUUUUUCUUCCACGAUCCCGUUCGAUUCAUUUCAGCGAAGCUUGUUCCUCAGUUACUCAGCUCGUACAAGAAGGCGUAUGGCCCCGAAUCGAAUGAACUUCGUGGUCUAUGGGCUGGAACCGUUGACAAGCUGCUCGAGGUGCUUACUGCUGAGCCGGCCAUUGAUGCUUUGGCUGAGAUGUACCAAUGCUUUUACGAGUCGGUCGAAGUAGUCGGCAAGGAUUGCCUCAACUUACAACACAUGGGCAAGUUUAUUGACGGAGUUCACUCGGCUAUUGAAGAUUAUAGGGACCGUGUUGCUAAACGCGAAGAAGAUAAGGAAGGGGCUGCUGCCGAGGAUGCCGAGGAUGAAGCUGAAGAUAUCAUGAUUGCAAUUGAGGACGACCAGACCUUGCUAUCUGAUAUGAACAAGGCGUUCCAUUCCAUCUUCAAGAACCAUGGUUCCAUUUUCCUCCAGCCAUGGGAACGUCUCAUGGGCACGUACGAGAGCUUCCUUACCUCGGCGGAUCCUACGCAGCGGCAGUGGGGUCUAUGUAUUAUGGAUGACGUCUUAGAAUAUUGUGGACCGGAGAGUGUUCGUUAUGCUCAAGCUAUUAGCACUGCUCUCCUGGAAGGUUGUAAAGAUCCCUCGGCUGCUAUCCGACAGGCUGCUGCGUAUGGCAUUGGUGUGGCCGCUCAUCGUGGUGGAGCUCCUUGGUCUCAGUUCCUAGCUACAUCGAUACCCUACUUGUUUCAAGCAACUCAGAUACCGGAUGCGCGCGGCGAAGAGGCUGUUUACGCCACUGAGAAUGCUUGCGCGGCUAUCGCAAAGAUUUUGCACUUUAACAAACAGAGUUUACAGGAUCCCCAAACUAUCGCAGCACAAUGGGUCAAUACUUUGCCAGUAACAAACGACGAAGAGGCAGCGCCAUAUGCCUACGGCUAUCUUGUGGAGUUAAUCGAACAACAAAACCCUGCGGUAACUAGCCAGGUUGACAAGGUGUUUGUCUACGUAGGACAGGCCCUUGAAGCUGAAAUGCUCCACGGACAGUUAGGCGCACGCGUGGCCCGAGCAAUUCAGAUCCUCCUUCAGUCGGCAAAUGUUGACCCAACGCCAUUGUUGCAACAGCACUUCUCGCCUGAAGGGCAACAGAUCAUCAGGCGUCACUUCUCAUAG
This is a messenger RNA of Daldinia childiae, 3264 nucleotides long. Its product is annotated as Importin subunit beta-3. Bases 1 to 3264 code for a protein of 1087 amino acids. Gene Ontology annotation, molecular function: nuclear import signal receptor activity. Lineage: Eukaryota; Fungi; Ascomycota; Sordariomycetes; Xylariales; Hypoxylaceae. Gene Ontology annotation, biological process: protein import into nucleus. Gene Ontology annotation, cellular component: cytoplasm; nucleus. The transcript has 8 exons. The record is from RefSeq and is a predicted model, not a curated record.